AAUGGUUUGAUGGAAAUUAAAUGUGAUUUUACUUCGCCUGGCUUUACCAUGAUACUUCAUCGUACUACAAGAUGUUUGUCUACGGAUUUUAACAGAACCAAACAUAUUUAUUCUUCUGGAUUUGGUCAAAGAUUUGGCAACUAUUGGCUUGGUCUCCAAAAUAUUUUCGAAUUGAUACAAAUUGAAGAACAUGAGUAUCACAUUAGGGCAGUAAAAACAACUGAGGAAAUUGAAGAAUGCACAUAUUCAACUUUUAAAAUAGAGAACGCUUCAGCUAAUUAUGUAAUUGAUCUAGGAACCUACAAACGACCUCCAGGCGGAUUACCACUUGGUGAUUCAAUGAGUCUGUCUAAUUAUAACAUUAAUGGUAAGCCAUUCUCUACUUAUGAUCGCGACUUCAGCGGGGGUUGUCCAGCUGAUCGUAAAGGUGGUGGAUGGUGGUAU
Messenger RNA from Lottia gigantea (owl limpet), 444 nucleotides. RefSeq lists its product as hypothetical. The record is from RefSeq and is a predicted model, not a curated record. The annotation marks the transcript as partial. The transcript is spliced from 2 exons. Lineage: Eukaryota; Metazoa; Mollusca; Gastropoda; Lottiidae.